Macadamia integrifolia is the source of this 2786-nucleotide messenger RNA. RefSeq lists its product as uncharacterized. The record is from RefSeq and is a predicted model, not a curated record. The transcript is spliced from 3 exons. NCBI's taxonomy places the organism in Eukaryota, Viridiplantae, Streptophyta, Magnoliopsida, Proteales, Proteaceae. Bases 190 to 2631 code for a protein of 813 amino acids.
CAAAAACAGUAGCGCGCUCAUAAGAGGAAGAAACAAUCUGAUACCUCGUAUCUACCCCUAGAUAUCCUCAUCCCUUCUUUACUUCUUCCGCACAGCGGUUUCAAUCUUUUCAAUCUUCAGAGCAAGAAGCAAGUAAAAUUUCCUUCUUUUCCCCCUCUUCCUCGUUGCUGAGUGAUUCUCGAAACUAUCAUGGCGAUCUCCUCAAAUUCAAACAGAUCUCCGUCUCCUAAUUCAAGCAGAACGAACCCUAAUUCAAGAACCCAAGAAAGUACUUGCAUCAGAAAGAGUUUCAGUGGCGAUCCUUUCACCAGACCUUCCAUAGUAGCAUAUCCUAGAAGUUUCAAUCCAGUCACCCCUGCCAACAGCCCUGCAGAUUUCUCGCAAAGGAACUCAGGCCACAGGGAAGGGUCAGCAUCUCUGCGAAUUCCAGACAAGCAAAAGGAAGAUGAAAAAGACCAGAAUUUGAAGCCAGCGAGAGUAAGAUCACCAGUCGUUUCCACAGGAACGAAGAGUUUCAUGGCUCCUACGAUUUCUGCUGCUUCAAAAAUCAAUCCAGCACCCAGAAGGAAAGUGUUAACAGAGAGGAAUGAAGCUGUCAGAACUUCAUUUUCUGCUGGAAAAUCUCCCUUCACGGCUACUAAUCCUUCUGAGACAGCCGAAGAGGUCAGUUCGAAGUUAGAAACGAUUUUCAAUUCUAAGGUUCACCCAGAAAGCCCCAAAAAAUCAGAUGCGACUUUGGUGUCUCCUGCUCCUGUCGUUUUGAAGAACGAUGCCAUAGCCGAAGAGGUCAGUUCAAAGUUAGAAACGAUUUUCAAUUCUAAGGUUCACCCAGAAACCCCCAAAAAAUCAGAUGCGACUUUGGUGUCUCCUGCUCCUGUCGUUUUGAAGAACGAUGCCAACCGUAAAUCAGAAAUUUUCAAUUCUGAGGUAACCACAGAAACCCCUGACCUCUUAUUAAUUUCACCAGAGAAUAGAGAGGUUAAACCUUCUCUUUCACCGUCCCCUGUUUUAGCUCCUCUGGAAGUGGAUCCUUCUCUUCCUCCAUAUGACCCAAAAACAAACUACCUCUCCCCACGGCCUCAGUUUCUUCGUUACAAACCCAAUCCACGAAUUGACGAUUACCUCAACAAAGAGCAAGGGUUUGAUACAGGAGAGGGAAAGCAACUUUUAGAACUCUUCUCCUCUGAGAGUAGUUCAGAAACUGAAAUUACUGAAGAAUCCCAAUCUCAUAACCCUAAAAACGAAUAUGAGGAUGUUGGUUCCUCUGAGAUGGCUUCUGAAGAAGAGAAUGAGAACCAUUUUUUUGAGCAUGAACUAGACACUAGCCAAAAUCGAAACGAGGAGCUCUUGAUUAAUGAGUCUCGAAAGUUACACUUUGGGAGAUCCAAAUCCAUCCCUCUUCUUUUGAUUCUUGUGGUUGUAUGCUUAUGCUUUCCAGUAACUGAUACUCCCAUGAACUACCCCUCCCUGUUUAAAAGUCAGACCUUUAGAUUUGAUUCCCCUGCAAAAAUCACUGAACUUGCAAAAACAAAGUUUGAUGGGUUAUCCCAUGAUGUAAUGCUUUGGUCAGUCAACUCUGUAUCAUAUCUAUCCAAGCUGAUUUCCACUUCCAACAGACUGGAACAAAUUGUUCCUCUGGAAUUCGUUAACUCCACUUCCCUGGAUGGAGAAUAUUUGGCCGAUCAAAGCCGAACAGUAGAUGAUGGUGACAAUCACACAGAAAAAUGGCAAGUUGAUAAAACAAUGAAGAGUGUGGAAGAAGAGAUUGCAGAGAUACAAACUAAUGUGGAGUUUGAAGAACAACCACAGGUGGAAUUUCUGGACAAAGGUGAUUUUGUUUCUUAUACCAACAAUGAGCCAACAAGCGCUGAGGUUGCAGAGAAAUGCAGCAACAUAGAGAUUGAAGUACAACCUCUACUUCCACAGGUUUUUGAUGUGGAAUCUGACAUUUCAGAAGCGGAUUCUCUGGGUGAAAAUGAUACUGAUUUAUUUACUAACAUUGAACCAACUAAUGCAGAAGCCAUGACAAAAAGCACGGAUUCAGAUUUUUUGCACGGAAGUUCUCAUGGUCUAGAACCACCAGAAUCUUCACUUCAAGGAUCAACUUACAGGUUCCCAGUACAAAAUGUGCUGGGAAUUUCUUCGGUUCUUCUGGCACUGUUGGUAGCACCUCUUCUCUUUCUCAAACAAAACAAGGCUUCUGCUCCCAAGGUUGCUGUGCCAGUAGAGCAGCUGGUGGCGAAGAAGAAGUCCAGUUUGUGCUCAGUAUCAGCUAGCAGUGGCCAUUUAAAUCAGGAGAUGACGCCCUUACCGUUGUGGCCAGCAGAGGUUGAGAAAGUGGGAGAGUCGUGUCCGUCGGAGAUGAGCAGCUCCUUACAGGUGAGCUUAAACUGUGGCAAGAAGAAGGCUUCAGAUAGAGCUAAUGAAGUCCAGAGCCAUGAAAGAAAACCUAGAAGGAGCGCCAAAAGGGAGUCCUUGGCCUCUUCAUCAGAGUUCUCUGCUGAGUCUCCUUCAUAUGGAAGCUUUACUACAUAUGAGAAAUUCCAGAGCAAACAUGUAUCUGGAGAUGAAGGAGCAGUGACACCAGUCAGGCGUUCAAGCAGGAUCAGGAAUCAGAUCACUUCCCCAUGAAAACUAUUUGUGCAUUUAUCCUUGUCUAGUUUGAGGUUUCUCUGUCCUAGGAGGUGUGAUUUGUUUUAUUUUGGUGAAUUCGGAUGUAAUGUGAAACAAUUUAUUAAGAAAAUAUAUGAGAACAGCAUUCUGCUGUUUUUCAUUGUUUCCAUUCA